UUCUUAACGCACGUGACAAAGGAUAAUCUUAAAACUUAGUGUUUUAAUUAAGUUAUAAGUUUUUACAACUGUCAAUAAAAUAUAAUCAUAUUAUUGAGUAAUAAAAAAACGAAAAUUUCCUUUCAAUGUGGAAGCAUCUGUUAAACAAAAUGGCAGACGAAAUGAAAGAACGUUUGGAAAAAAGAAGAGACGAAAGACUGUUGGAGAUAGAGAAAAAGAGAAAAGAAAAAGCCGAUCAAUUGAGGGAAGAGGAAGACCCGAAAUUUAUUCUUUUGAAAUUUACUCGAGAAAAGAAGAUCAAAGAAAUAUUACAAAACUGUAAUGGACUUCGACAAUGUACUUUGCAAGAGAGAUUAGACGAAGCGACAAAACAAACUCAAAAGCUUCAGCUGCUCUUUACCGAUUCCUUUGCGUUUUUGCCACCUUAUGAUACUAAAAAUAUGCAAGCAGAAAUAAAGGAUUUACAGCGAGACUUGCACGAUAAAAAGACUAGCUUAGUUCCAAAGAAAAAGUUUGCUUUUAGCAAGAAACAUGAAGUCGUAAAUAAAAGUAUAACAACUGAUAAUAGACAGGAUUCAAGAAAAGGCAAAGUUGUAAAGAGUGAAGAAGGAAACGAAGUGUUAAAAGAGCAAAGUAUCAUAAAAUUUGAGGAAGAGUUGACGGAGAAAGAUAUUCGCUUUUCUCAUAUGCAAAAUUGUGUUUUGAAACUUUAUGGUUCGCCAUCAGCACUGCAUCUUGAGAAAUUAGAAUCCUGCAAAGUAUUCUGUGGGCCAGUUAGUGGCUCGGUAUUCAUCAAUGAUUGUAAAGAUAGCGUAUUUGUGUUUCCAUGCCAACAGUUGCGAAUACAUAACACAAUUUCUUGCCAUUUCUAUGUUCACGUGACCAGUAGGUCAAUAAUUGAAGAUUCUGCCGAUCUUGGUUUUGCAGAGUUCAACUGGUGCUAUGAGAACUUGUCCUGCCAUUUUCAGCGCAGCAGGCUGGAUCCAUCCAAAAAUAACUGGCAAUCCGUGGACGAUUUUAAUUGGUUAAGAACUGGAGAAAGUUCUCCCAACUGGUUUAUUUUAAGCAAAGAAACUAAGGUUUCCUCGUGGGAUUAACUCUGUAAAACGAAAUUUUUCAUGUAGCUACUCAUGAAAAUGCUGUUCUGCAAAAGAUGGCAAUGUCAUAUAGUCGAAAUACGUGAAAUAAUAAUGUUUUUAAGCAAGAGAUCGCGGUCAUCAUAUAUGGUGAUGGCAUUGUUUUGUAGUUAUUCUUCACGGUUGAUGGACGACGAAGCGUGCUUAUAGUUCGAGUGCAAGUGACAAAAUCGUUUCAUUUGACGUUUCAUCUGGCUCAAUUUCUCAUUCUGUAAAAUAUAACGUAAUAUCAAAUGACAUGAUAUACAUAUUAAAGGACAGCAGAACAAAAA
Messenger RNA from Xenia sp. Carnegie-2017, 1408 nucleotides. Its product is annotated as tubulin-specific chaperone C-like. Gene Ontology annotation, cellular component: cytoplasm. Lineage: Eukaryota; Metazoa; Cnidaria; Anthozoa; Malacalcyonacea; Xeniidae. The record is from RefSeq and is a predicted model, not a curated record. Gene Ontology annotation, biological process: tubulin complex assembly; post-chaperonin tubulin folding pathway. Gene Ontology annotation, molecular function: tubulin binding.